AUGGCUGACGCUCCCCGUGGACGUGGAGGAUUCGGCUCUCGCGGUGACCGUGGUGGUGACCGUGGCCGUGGCCGUGGUCGCCGUGGUCGUCGCGGUGGUGCCAAGGAGCAGGAGAAGGAAUGGCAGCCCGUCACCAAGCUCGGCCGUCUCGUCAAGGCUGGCAAGAUCACCAGCAUGGAGCAGAUCUACCUGCACUCCCUGCCCGUGAAGGAGUACCAGAUUGUGGACUUCUUCCUCCCCAAGCUGAAGGAUGAGGUCAUGAAGAUCAAACCCGUCCAGAAGCAGACCCGUGCCGGUCAGCGUACCCGCUUCAAGGCCGUCGUUGUCAUCGGUGACUCCGAGGGUCACAUCGGUCUCGGUAUCAAGACCUCCAAGGAAGUCGCUACCGCUAUCCGUGCCGCCAUCACCAUCGCCAAGCUCAGCGUUCUCCCCGUCCGUAGAGGUUACUGGGGUACCAACCUUGGUGAGCCUCACUCUCUGCCCGUUAAGCAGAGCGCCAAGUGUGGUUCCGUCUCCGUCAGACUUAUCCCCGCUCCCCGUGGUACCGGUCUCGUUGCCUCCCCCGCUGUCAAGCGUCUGCUCCAGCUUGCCGGUGUCCAGGAUGCCUACACCUGCUCUUCCGGUUCCACCAAGACCCUCGAGAACACCCUCAAGGCUACUUUCCUUGCCGUCGUCAACACCUACGGCUUCCUCACCCCCAACCUCUGGAAGGAGACUAAGCUCAUCCGCAGCCCUCUGGAGGAGUUCGGUGAUGUCCUGCGUCAGGGCAAGAAGUACUAGGAUAGUGCUAUGAUGGGAAUAACCUUGCAUGAUUGUUUUUGAAUCGAACUAUUUUCCUACGGGUUUUCAAAAGUCUCUUCGGUUGUAGGAUCGGCAGUACCGGCAAAUCCUGACUUUUCGCGCUAUGCUACGCUAUAUACGGUAUUCAUGGAUGUAAUGAACACGGGAACAGUGAACAAGGAAAAACAACGUGAUGUCGAUCCAAGCUCUCUCUCGGCAAGCCGACGGUAUUUGAAAUGGG
This is a messenger RNA of Aspergillus vadensis CBS 113365, 1021 nucleotides long. Its product is annotated as 40S ribosomal protein uS5. The transcript is spliced from 3 exons. Gene Ontology annotation, molecular function: RNA binding; structural constituent of ribosome. Gene Ontology annotation, cellular component: cytosolic small ribosomal subunit; ribosome. The record is from RefSeq and is a predicted model, not a curated record. Lineage: Eukaryota; Fungi; Ascomycota; Eurotiomycetes; Eurotiales; Aspergillaceae. The coding region runs from base 1 to 780 and encodes 259 amino acids. Gene Ontology annotation, biological process: translation.